Molecule: messenger RNA, 2452 nt
Organism: Ipomoea triloba (trilobed morning glory)
Lineage: Eukaryota; Viridiplantae; Streptophyta; Magnoliopsida; Solanales; Convolvulaceae
Exons: 12
Coding region: 474-2300 (608 amino acids)
Source: RefSeq, a predicted model, not a curated record
UCUGUCAUAGACUUCUUUCUCUAUAGUCAUCUCUUGGGUUCAGCAUCUACUUUUAGACAACCUUUGACAUUUUCGGUUUUUAUUUAUAGUAUAAGACUUUUGUGAGUACUUUUAAGACGGAAAGACCCUCUCUUCAUUGCCCAAAAGCUACCACGGUGUAGUAUAUUGGGACUAUGCGAGUAACAGAUUUUGGAGCAAGAGUAUCUCCGUAAAGAAAAAGAGGAAAGGGAAAGAAAAUCUUUCCCGGGUCAAAAGGGCUCCCAGCUAUUUUUGUGUGUAGAACACUGUACAAGGUAAAACCGGUGUUUAAAGGCAAUGCAAGAGAGCUAUAUGGGUUUUUGAGGACCCAUUUGGGAGUUGGACUGUUUGAGGUUUGUUUGAGGUUGCUGGGUAUGUUGUACCUCUGAAAAAAAUCCAAUCUUGAUCGCCCAUUGUUUGCUUAAGGUGGGGGUGCUUUUAAGCCGGUUUCAGAGAUGGGUUUUGAAGAGGUUAGCAGUGGUGAAAUGGUGGGAGACAGAGUGACAACAGCCUGCAAACACAAGCGUUCCAAGAGUUUCCCAGUUAGAACAGGAAUGGAAGACCCUGAAGCUUCUAAUAGGUUGAAAUUGGAUAUGGGGCAUUCGGAUGACUGUGUCGAGAGCAAGAAGAAACCAUUGUCGAAUGAUGAGGUCCAAAAUUCAUUGAGGCAAGAGAUAAUGCAGCUUGAGAAAAGAUUGCAGGACCAAGUUUCUGUUCGAUGUGCUCUAGAGAAAGCGUUGGGUUAUGGGUCUUCCUCCCAUAAGAUCACAGCUGAAACAACCUUAAUGCCCAAGCCUGCAACGGAACUUAUUAGAGAAAUAGCGGUGCUAGAGUUUGAAGUUGGACAUUUGGAACAGUAUCUCCUUUCGCUGUACAGGCAAGCCUUUGAUCAACAACUCCCAUCCGUAUCUCCUCCCACAAAAGACGAUAGAUUAAAGUCGCCCGUAGUUACCCCAAGAAGGAGGCUAGACUUUUCGAAAUCGGAUGUGUCAUCGAGGAAGGAAACCUCAACAUCUCAAGUUAAUGGACAGAAAGAAACUAAUGGCAUAGCAGAAGACAAAUUGUUUGAUUCCGGUGUUCAACGAAGUCAUUCCUCGCUAUCCCAGCGUUCAGCGCUGUCAAACAGAACUUCUCCACCCGAGGAUCCUUUGGGCAAAGCAGUGCGUGCUUGUCAUUCUCAGCCUUUAUCUAUGAUGGAGUAUGCGCAGAAUACUUCAUCAAACAUAAUCAGUUUGGCGGAGCAUCUAGGAACCCGUAUUGCUGAUCAUGCUCUAGAGACACCGAACAAGCUCUCCGAGGAAAUGAUAAAGUGCAUGUGCACCAUAUACUGCAAGCUCGCUGAUCCACCACUGACAAAUCCCGGAGUUUCAUCUCCAACCUCGUCAUUCUCAUCAAUAAGUGCAUUUUCUCCGAAAUAUCAAGGCGACAUAUGGAGCCCAGGGUUUAGAAAUGAUUCGUCAUUUGAUGUGCGGUUGGACAAUCCUUUCCAUGUUGAAGGGCUGAAGGAUUUCAGUGGACCUUACAGCACAAUGAUUGAAGUACAAUGUAUAUAUAGAGAUAACCAGAAACUCGGUGAUGUUGAGCCCUUGUUACAAAAUUACAGGUCGCUGAUUUCUCGAUUAGAAGAAACUGAUCCUCGGAAGUUGACUCAUGAGGAGAAACUAGCAUUCUGGAUUAACGUCCACAAUGCAUUGGUGAUGCAUGCGUUUUUGGCUUAUGGAAUCCCACAAAACAGCAUGAAGAGAGCAUUCCUUUUGUUGAAGGCUGCCUAUAAUGUUGGGGGUCACGUCAUAAGUGCAGAUUUGAUACAGACAUCGAUACUGGGAUGCAGAAUGUCUCGACCUGGGCAGUGGAUUCGCUUACUACUUUCCUCGAGGGGAAAAUUCAAAACUGGGGAUGAACGACAAGCAUUCAUGAUUGAACAUCCCGAACCUCUCUUGCAUUUCGCACUCUGCUCUGGCAAUCAUUCAGACCCCGCGAUUCGACUCUACACGCCCAAAAGAAUACUUCAGGAGCUGGAAGCAGCAAAAGAAGAAUACAUCAGAGCAACCUUUGGCGUGUCAAAGGAUCACAAAAUCCUCUUGCCAAAGGUUGUCGAGUCCUUCGCCAAGGAUUCGGGCAUGUGUCCUGCCAGCGUGACCGAGAUGGUGCAGCAGUCGUUGCCCGACUCCCUGAGGAAGAACAUCAAGAAGUGCCAGCAGGGAAAGGGUCGCAAGAACUUCGAAUGGAUUCCUCACAACUUCGCCUUCCGGUAUCUUAUAUUCAAGGAGCUGGUGAGGUAAUUAACUGUUUUUCAUGGCAUGUAGUUAAGGUGAUUCUGGUUUGGUUUGCCGGUUUCUUCAGUGGCAAGAGUGUUGAUUCUUUUCCAUCUGUAUAAAUGAAUAGAAUGUCAAGAGUUGGAAUGAAGCAUAGGUUGCCAUUUGUGUUUUGUCAA